Molecule: messenger RNA, 2841 nt
Organism: Phlebotomus argentipes
Lineage: Eukaryota; Metazoa; Arthropoda; Insecta; Diptera; Psychodidae
Product: aminopeptidase N-like
Exons: 4
Coding region: 1-2841 (946 amino acids)
Biological process (GO): proteolysis; peptide catabolic process
Cellular component (GO): cytoplasm
Molecular function (GO): peptide binding; zinc ion binding; metalloaminopeptidase activity
Source: RefSeq, a predicted model, not a curated record
AUGGUGGUGAAAAUCAUUGUGGGUGCGGUUCUGUUUUUCGCUGUGGCAUUGGCUCAGGAUUCAAUUGAAAUUUCCAAUCGACUCAGUAACACAACUGAGCCAGUUUCCUACGAAUUAUGGCUUGAGACUAAAAUACAUGAACGGAUAUUUGAUUACACAGGCCGAGUGAAAAUUGCCUUAAAAGCUCUAGAAGCGACAAAUAGUAUAAUGUUGAGCUCCGAAGGACUCUUAUUUUACAAUCAAACUCUUCGCGAUCUAAUGGACAACAAUAUGAAGAUUAAUAUUGCUGAAGUGAAUGAAAAUCUUGGAUUUAUCAUCUUUUCUAUGGAGGAAAAUCUUCGAAUUGACGAGAUUUACAUUUUGGACAUACACUUUGCUGGAUCUCUACAUAGGAUUCCCGAUGGAUUCUGCUACAGUAGCUAUAUGGAUGAGCAUGGGGAAACUCUCUAUCUUGCUACAUCCCAUAUGCAUGUGACAAAUGCCCGAAAAGUGUUUCCUUGCUACAACGAGCCACGCUACCGAACACCCUUCACCAUUCACAUCAGCCAUCACCCAACUUUACACGCAGUUUCCAAUAUGCCUGUCGCUCAAGUGGUAAACAAUUCUGAGGACUCUGCAACGACCACCUUUGAACGAACAUUCCCAAUGCCUGUGAACUUACUAGCUUUCACCAUCUCAAAGCAUGCAGUUCAGACACGAUUCUUUGAGUCCAUGAAUCUCAGUGUAAACAUUUUUGUUCCGAAACAGCAUCUAGAUGAAGUUAAUUUUGCCCUGGACUAUAUGAAAUUCUGCAUGGAAAAAUUAAGGGAUUUCGUCAAUAUGGACAUUCAACUCCCAAAACUGGAUUCAAUUACAAUUAAUGAUCUAUUAUUGACUGGCUUAGAGAACUGGGGACUAAUAUUUUUCAAUCCAAAGAACUUUCUCUACAAAGAAAAUGUCACAAGUCCCGGCCAAAGGAUGGACAUUGUCAGGACCAUUACCCAUCAAUUAGCUCACAACUAUUUUGGCAGCAUUGUAGGCAUUACUUGGUGGAACUUUUUUUGGAUGACCGAAGGAUUUGCCACUUAUUUUGAAUACUACUUCGGCAAUGAAUAUCUACCAGAUUAUCCUCUAAAUGACAUGUUCUGCGCAGACUUCACGCAAAGGAAUCUUGCUGAUCAUUCUCUUCUUAUGUCCCCUGCAUUGAAUAAGUAUAUCGACGAUCCAAAUGAUGUUACUGUGGCUUAUGGUGUUUUUGACUUUGCAAUGGUCAGCAAAGCUGCUUCAAUGAUGAGGAUGAUUCAUCAUCUUCUGGGAACAGAAACUUUCAGAAAAGGCCUACGAAAAUAUGUUAAAGAAAUGCAAUAUGAAGCAGCAGAUGCGAAGGAUCUCUGUCGGAGUUUACAAGAAGCAGCUGAUGAGGAUCAUGCUUUACCCGAAGAUAUUUCAGUGGAAGAUGUAAUCAGUUCUUGGACAGACCAGCCAGGAUAUCCACUCUUGACAGUCAUGAGAAAUUACGAAUCCAACGAGAUUGUUGUGAAUCAACAGAGAUUCCUCUCAGCCCGGGAUGAAUUUGACUUGGAUGGACUUUCCUGGUAUAUUCCACUCACAAUGGCCACUGCUACCAAUCCUGACAUGGAUAACACCAAGCCUUGGGCUUGGCUUAAAAAAGGCAUUCGAGAGCUCGUACUCACAAUGACGGAUAAUAAAACAUGGGCUGCAGAAGAUUGGAUUAUCUUCAAUGUUCAGGAAACGGGUUACUAUAGAGUCAACUAUGACACUCAGAACUGGAGACUUCUGGCCAGUGAACUUCAUCAAGGACCUCCUUUUUCAAUUGGAACGUUAAAUAGAGCGCAAAUUAUUGAUGAUUCUUGCAAUUUGGCUUACUCUGAUGUCAUACCAUUCACUUUGGCUCUGGACAUCAUCAAAUACGUUCGAUUUGAGCCAGAUUAUGCUGUUUGGUUAAGUGCAAGUCGUCAUCUAUUGAGUCUCAAUAGUCGUCUUGAGGGACCAUCGUAUGCACUAUUUUUCGGGCGGUUUCUACAGCACCUCACUGAAGAUCAUUUUGAAAAACUCGACGUAUUCGAGAAUGCCAAUGGAAAGGAUACAGUCAGGAAUACUUUCCUUCGGCCAAUUAUUGUGGAUCUGGCUUGUAGGUCUGGAUCUGGCAAAUGCUUGACGGCUACAAGGAUUAUGGUGACUGCUGAAGCACUCACAGGUCAUAUUCUUGCUCCGCACGAGAAGCCGUCAGUGUAUUACUGUCACGGCCUCAAAAGUGCCGAUGAGAAGACAUUUCGAUAUUUCUGGAAUAAAUUGAAGACCAUUACGAACGAACAGGAGAGAUCGCAUAUCUCAAGUUCCAUAGGAUGCUAUAAAGACUUCCAAGCACUUUACACUUUGUUUCUAGAAUUGGUUUCACCCGAGUUCUAUCACUUAUACACAGCUCUCGAGAGAUUUCAGAUAAUCAUCAACGCCGCGCGCUACGGAAAUGGACCGGUUGUUCUUGAGUUCUUAAAGUACAACCAUGAAGACAUCUCCAAAAUAUUCACAUUCAACAACCGAAUGGAGCAAACACUGAGAGAAAUAGGAGAUAAUAUCCUUGAUGACGACAUUCCCCUAUUUCAGGAGGUCAUUGAUAUCCUCUUCAACGCCAGCCACAUCACAUCCGACCAAGUCAUACGGCUUAAAAUUAAUCUGGACUAUCAUCGGACGUGGAUAAAUGAAAAUAAAAACACCAUCGAGGAGUGGAUAAGGGAAUAUUUUGAACCCAUUUCGGGCACUGCAGUUGGAAAAAUUGCCCCCAUCGCAGCAAUUAUCAUUGGUAUCACACUUCACGUUAUUGCAAAUAUUUUAGUAAGAUAA